Messenger RNA from Kockovaella imperatae, 1134 nucleotides. RefSeq lists its product as hypothetical. The transcript is spliced from 6 exons. Bases 133 to 927 code for a protein of 264 amino acids. The record is from RefSeq and is a predicted model, not a curated record. Gene Ontology annotation, molecular function: NADH dehydrogenase activity; 4 iron, 4 sulfur cluster binding. Lineage: Eukaryota; Fungi; Basidiomycota; Tremellomycetes; Tremellales; Cuniculitremaceae. Gene Ontology annotation, biological process: mitochondrial electron transport, NADH to ubiquinone; mitochondrial respiratory chain complex I assembly. Gene Ontology annotation, cellular component: membrane.
GGGCUCGUUUGCGACUCUGGACACUUUGUCGAUCAGGGGGCAGAAGACACACAGAUCUCAGCCAGAUAAAGUCCAAAACGAGUCACAGCUUGGCCCCCCUUCCAUACAUACAAGUCAGAAAAACCCGGCACGAUGAGCAGACCCACCAUGUCAGCCCUUCGAUCACUCUCCCUUCUCCGAUCUUCAUCUACUACUACUACCCUUCCUCUCUCCUCUCGAUCCUUCUCCACCGCUUGCGCACGACUCAUGGCCUCCUCACCUCAAAGUGGACCUGGAUCAUUGCGCCCUCCACCAGCUAAAGGAGCUUCGUCUGGCGGUAAUAUGCUGGACGCCUCGUCCCCUCAAUCGAGACAUGCGAACGAGACGAUGCCUGGAUCAGCACCCGCCGCUAAUCCUGGAGGAACGGCGGAAGAUGGCGUCGUAGAUUAUUCGACUGGACAGAGUGCGAUCGAUAAGGCCGCGCAUCUGUUCUUCUUAACGGAAAUGGCGAGAGGCGCCUGGAUAUGUAUGGAACAAUUCUUCCGACAACCUUACACCAUCAUGUACCCUUUCGAAAAGGGACCUCUGUCACCCCGGUUCAGAGGCGAACACGCUUUGAGGAGGUACCCGAACGGAGAGGAGAGGUGUAUUGCAUGCAAACUUUGCGAAGCCAUCUGCCCAGCGCAAGCCAUCACGAUCGAAUCAGAAGCGAGAGAAGACGGAUCAAGGCGGACAACACGAUAUGAUAUCGACAUGACGAAAUGUAUCUACUGUGGAUUCUGUCAGGAAGCUUGUCCAGUCGAUGCGAUUGUCGAGACUCAAAACGCCGAGUUCUCCACCGAGACCCGUGAAGAACUCUUGUACAAUAAGGAGAAAUUAUUGAGUAAUGGAGAUCGAGCAGAAGCAGAGAUUGCUGCCAACCUUCAAGCCGACCAUUUCUACCGAUAGCUCAAAAACAUUUUGUUUUUCUUUUGGCAUACGAUUACAGGAUCCCUGGUUUGUCUCAUACCCAUUCUCGUACAAAAGAGGAAUGACAUGCAUGGGGUGCAGCGAUACACGGUUGGUUGGUACAAGUCUUCUUUGUGUGUGCGUGGUGUGCGUGUCUUGCGAAUCAGUCAGACAAUGCUACUUUUCCGCUUGCUUAUCUGCCAGCGG